Arachis stenosperma is the source of this 1054-nucleotide messenger RNA. Its product is annotated as cell wall protein RBR3-like. The coding region runs from base 206 to 856 and encodes 216 amino acids. The record is from RefSeq and is a predicted model, not a curated record. The transcript has 4 exons. Lineage: Eukaryota; Viridiplantae; Streptophyta; Magnoliopsida; Fabales; Fabaceae.
UAUUGGAGUCUUCCUCUGGAAGCUUGCCUCAGGAUUUUUAAUCCUUCUUGUUCAACUGAAAAUUCCCGCUAUUCAGGAAAGACGAGAAAACACUACACACUCAACGAACAAACAAGCAGCUUCUUCAAUCUUUCAUUUUCAAUAAUCGCAUCACUUCUUCUUCUUCUUCAAUUGAAAUGGGAACCGAGUUCCCGAAGAUCUAACGAUGGAAGCUGAGCGAAGCACUAAACGCAGAAACCCUCUAUCCGAUCGCACCAACACUCUUAACUCUUCUUCUCCACUUUCCAUAAACCUUAUCAAACCCAAACCCAAAUCCAAACCUCCUCCUUCUACUUCUUCCAAAUCUCGCCUCAAUAAACCUUCUUCACGCGCCUCUUCUACCAACGCUUCCACAAAUCUCCAAAGCACUUCUUCGAACCCUGCCGUUGCUCCUCCUCCGCCUUCGUCGCCGAUAACCUCCUCUCCUCCCGGUAAUUUUGUUGAUCUUGAGGAUUUUGAGCCUAUUUCAGUAACCUACAGCCGAAGAAGUGCUCCGAAUAAAAGGAAGGAUAAAGGGAAGGCUUUGGCAUUUCCUGACAUCAGCACACCCAUUUUGAAGCUCUCUGAUACAAGGCCAAAAACUGAUGAUGGUAAAAGUGCAAAUCUACCUAAAGCCAAGGCAUUGACCGUUCCUUUGAGAAAGAAGCAACGUACCACGUCAUCAGAAGAUACGCUCAAGGAUUCCGAGCUGCAAGAUUACAUUGAAAAACAGAAAGCCUACUUUAAAAUGAUUGAUGAAUUUGAACUGAUGGAAGAGGAAGUUGAAACAGAUGAUGAACCGGAUGGAGUGGAAAAAACGCUAUCCAAGUGUAACUAGCAGUUAGAAAGUUGUUUUUUGUUUAGCUAGUUCUAGUUGUAUAGUAAUGAUAUACCAGUUUUCUAAACAAUGUAGCGUCAACCCCUCUAACAAAAUAUAAAGUUCUUGUAAAUCUUUUGGUCAUGAUGAAUUCUUGAUUCCACAGUAUUGCAAAUUGUAUGGAUAAGCUGAAUAAAUAUUAAGAUUCCUUUCAUUGCA